CUCGAGGGCGCACCCAUUCUGAGUGAUAGGAUUAUGGACAAGCCCAUAAUUUUGAGAAAUUGUUUUUCUUCUUUCCGAACUAACUUAAGGCGAAAAUUUCCUUCAAAAUUAAAAAGCCAUUGUUAUUCAAUCUUCUCUUGAAGCACAGACAUACAAAGAUCUCCAUUUUCAUCGUUGUCAUCGUCACCACCGUUUACAUAUCAGAGGAAAAUAAUUGGAGACGGAAUUGAAGAUGAAGAGUAAUGGUUAAUGAAGGAAUUGCAGGUCUUCAACAAAAUUCUUUUUACAUGCAUCGAGCCCUGAUUCAUUGAGCUAGUUCGAAUAAACUGCAGUCUGUAUCAUUUGCCACAAUCAAAUUAAAUUCCUAUAAUUUGUUAUUGGGUUUCUGUUGCAAUUACCAGUUCUUGAGCAAUUGGGAAGAAAUAAAUCUUGGGUACGAUUCCAUUCAUGGGAUUUAGGGUUUACUAAGCGUGGAAUUGAUUUGAAAUCGAACAAUAAAGAAAAUUAGAUCGAGAUGAGAAUGUGCUGAGAUGUGUGGUUGUCCUGGUGUUGUUGAGUGGAUGUUGGCUGGUGACAGUGCAGCAGAGAUGGCGAAUGGUUGAUCUGAUAGUUGCAGUUGAAUUGGUGAAACAAAAUUGAGCUGCACCCCGUCCAGGUACGCUAAUAUGCCUGUAUUUGCAAUUUAUAUACAUCGCAGUGUAACGUUUGUCGAAGGUUCAGUUCCCAGCUAAUAUUUACCGUCUCUAUAAAUCCCACUUGCCUCCUCCGCAUAUAUGGUUUUUUUUUAGUCACUCGAAAAUGUGUUGGACUGCAAUUGCGGUGCUCCGAUCUUUAAAAGAGAACUGGGAGAACUCACCACCAAAUUGGAACACAGAUGAUCCUUGUGGUGAUCAGUGGGAUGGCGUUGGCUGCACUGGUGCAAGGGUUACUUCACUAGAAUUAUCCAACAUGAACCUCAAAGGUACAUUGAAUGGUGACAUUGGAGUACUCGCUGAACUGAGAUCAUUCUGGAAUUGCAGGUUAGGAUUGAAGGGAAUAGAUGAGGCUGUUGUACCUGACUCGCAGGUGUUUGUUCUGCGGAAUGAUACAGUGACUUGUGCUAGUGAAGGACUGAGAUUGUAAUGGUGCUGGUGCUGCAGUGGCUAGGUCAAGAAGAUGGAAGUGAAGAAUUGAGCUGAGAAAAAAUUAGUGUUGCAAGACAUAGCAGGUCUGCAGGUGUAGGGUUUGGUUGCUGCAAUUCAAAUAGUGGUUUAUGGGUCAGAUUGCGGUGAUGUGUUUGUGACAGAAAAGUGCAGGUAGUAUUUGUGGUUGUAGGUAAAUAGAAGCUGAAGGAAGUUACAUUGCAGCUGUAGAGAAUGGGUGUGUGGUGUUGCUGAGUUGUUGUGUGACGCAGUAGUGGAUUUGGUGGUUUGCAAUGAAACUGGUUGUAAUGGAAUUUGCAAGGAUAUUCGAAUUUUUUUUACGUUAGGAAAGUAUUUUGUAUUCGUAUAGUUGAAUAAUCUGUUAUGCAAUUAUGGAAUUGGUUGCAUAA
Papaver somniferum (opium poppy) is the source of this 1531-nucleotide messenger RNA. Its product is annotated as probable leucine-rich repeat receptor-like protein kinase At5g49770. The transcript is spliced from 4 exons. NCBI's taxonomy places the organism in Eukaryota, Viridiplantae, Streptophyta, Magnoliopsida, Ranunculales, Papaveraceae. The coding region runs from base 799 to 1122 and encodes 107 amino acids. The record is from RefSeq and is a predicted model, not a curated record.